AUGGCCCCCGUGCCGCUCGAAGUCGCCGUCUUCUCCGUCGCCGACGCCCUCCUCAGCGCCUCCCUCGGCGCCUCGCGCAUCGAGCUCAACCACCCCGGCAGCUACCCCCUCGGCGGCCUCACCCCCCCCGCCUCCGCGCUCUCCGCGCUCUCCGACCUCCCCAUCCCCGUGCGCGUCAUGAUCCGCCCCCGCGGCCCCCCUCCUCCCCCGGACCGCACCCCGGAUUUCAUCUACACCGCCGCCGAGGUGGACGCCAUGCAUGCCGCGAUCGCCCAGCUGAAGCCCGCGAUGGACGCCCGCCGCGGGGACGGCUUCGUCUUCGGCGCGCUGACGCGGGACGGGCGCGCGGUGGAGGAGCAGGUCUGCGCGGCGCUGGUGGCCGGCGCGGCGCCGUUUGCGUGUGUGUUUCACAGAGCGUUUGACGGACUGGCGGAUCUGCAAGGGGGAGUGGAGGUGUUGGGGAGGUGCGGCUUCGCGGGGGUGUUGACGGCGGGAGGCGCGCGGGGAGGCGCGCCGGAGAACGUGCAGAAGCUGGGGGAGGUGUGCGAGGCGGCGAGGAGGAAGGGCGGGUUGGAGGUGGUGGCGGGAGGAGGCGUGCGGCACGGCAACGUCGCGACGGUGGUACGCGGACGGGGUGGCGCGGCGCCGGGGUGGGUGCACUCGGCGGCGCUGAAGCCGGACGGGACCGGGCUGGACGAGGAUGAGCUGCGGAGGCUACUGGCAGCGCUGGCGAGGGAGGACGAGGCGUGA
Messenger RNA from Cordyceps fumosorosea ARSEF 2679, 750 nucleotides. RefSeq names its product Copper homeostasis CutC domain protein. Gene Ontology annotation, molecular function: copper ion binding. Bases 1 to 750 code for a protein of 249 amino acids. The transcript has a single exon. NCBI's taxonomy places the organism in Eukaryota, Fungi, Ascomycota, Sordariomycetes, Hypocreales, Cordycipitaceae. The record is from RefSeq and is a predicted model, not a curated record.